Messenger RNA from Tauraco erythrolophus (red-crested turaco), 534 nucleotides. NCBI's taxonomy places the organism in Eukaryota, Metazoa, Chordata, Aves, Musophagiformes, Musophagidae. The record is from RefSeq and is a predicted model, not a curated record.
AUGGCGUCAGGUACAUACAUUCUGACAACUGCCCUGCUGCCCCUCCUGGAAAAAGAAGCUGAUGCCAGAGUGAUAACUGUCUCUUCUGGGGGCAUGCUAGUUCAAAAAUUAAACAUAUCUGACUUGCAGUCGGGAAGUGGGACAUUUGAUGGAACUAUGGUGUAUGCUCAAAACAAGAGACAGCAAGUUGUCUUGACAGAACAAUGGGCAAAAGCUCACAGAAACAUCCAUUUCUCUGUUAUGCACCCCGGCUGGGCAGACACUCCAGCUGUGAGAUCGUCGAUGCCGGAUUUCUAUCAGAAGAUGAAGAAUACGCUGCGCACAGAGGCCCAGGGAGCUGAUACUGUUGUAUGGUUGGCAGUUUCAUCUGAAGCAACAAGGUUACCGAGUGGCUUGUUCUUCCAAGACAGGCAGCCGGUCCCUACACACUUACCUCUGGCAAGAACCCAAAGUCCACCGGAGGACGAGAAGAAGCUAAUGGAAGUGCUGGAGGAGUUCUCCCAGAAGUUUAAAUCCAGUUCUCCGAGAACUUAG